Molecule: messenger RNA, 1633 nt
Organism: Trifolium pratense (red clover)
Lineage: Eukaryota; Viridiplantae; Streptophyta; Magnoliopsida; Fabales; Fabaceae
Product: UPF0496 protein At3g19330-like
Exons: 2
Coding region: 222-1355 (377 amino acids)
Source: RefSeq, a predicted model, not a curated record
CAAUUACAAUUUUGACUAUUUUAGGUCCACCCAGUUCAUAGUCAACAUUCAAACAAGUCCAUCUACUUCUCUUCUCUCUCUCUGAAACUCUCCCUCUCUUUCUUCACCUCAACCCCAUCAGUUACUCCCAGAGAACACCCCUCACAGUGACAGUGACACAAUAAUCGCCCAAACAAGAAACAAAACAUCAUCAUUAACAAUAGAAACAUAGUACUACUACAAUGCUGCAAUGUCUCUCCUUCAACUCAUCAACACCUUCACCACGCAAUCCUCCUCUUCCUCUACCUCCACAUUCACAAGAAGAAGAACAAACUCCAACACCUUCUACAAGCCCCAAUGUCUCUCGCGAAUACGAUCUCGCAGUUCAAGCUCCUUCCUUCAACGAAAUCCGCACCAUGAUUCAAACCCCUCAUCAAUCACACCACUUCGAAAUUCAACAACAAAACGAAGAUAUUGAUAUCGAUAUCGAAGAAGAUGAAGAUUCACACCACCGUAAUAUCUUAACCCAAGUUCUUCAACCCGACUCGAAUAGCGUCCGUGAAACCCUAGCAAACGCUAAACCCGAAAGUACCCUCACGCGUCUUGUUUCUUCUUACUUUGAUCACAGUGAAACCACUUCAUAUCUUUGUGUCAUUCUCUUCCGCACAGUUAACCGUGCUCGUGAAAUGUAUAACCCUAUUUUCGAUCUCAUCUCUGUUCUUCCAACCGAUUGUUCUUCUCUUUCUCAACCGCAAUGUGAUACCGCUUAUGAUCUUUUCGUCGAGUUCAAUCUUCAUGAGAAUCCAUUUAUUUUCCCUCAUUUUCAUACCCUAAGGAACAGUUUCUCUGAUCUUAAACAUGAAAUUCAGCUCGAUCGCCGGAAAUGCCGUCACAGAAUUCGUCUAUUCCGUAAUGCUACCAUUGGCUGUGGGGUUUGUGUGCUCGCUACUGUAUCAAUAGGAGUGGUUACUGCUGUAGUUGUUGCCACACAUGCUUUUUCGAUUGGAUUUGCGGCAAUGAUGCCGUAUUGUAUGCCUUUUCAGAAGAGAAGAAAGAGGAAGGAAUUGGCUAGGUUGAAGCAGCUUGAUGCUGCUGAGAGUGGAACUUUUGUUGUGAAUCAUGUUAACACCAUUGAUAGUCUUGUGGAUCGGCUUCAAACUGCGGUUGAAGGCGAUAAGGCUUAUGUUCGGUUCGCGUUGGAGAGAGGAAGAGAUAGACAUCCUAUACAGGAAGUGAUCAAGCAGCUUCGGAAGACGCAGCCGAUUUUUGAACAGUUGCUUAAAGAUCUUGAACAACAUAUAUAUCUCUGCUUUAAUACUGUUAACAAAGCUAGAGAUGCACUGCUCAAAGAGAUAUCACUUCAUCAAACUGUGUAGUAUACUAUUUUUCCGAUGUUGUGAAAUUUAAAUUUAAGGUACGAUUUUAAGAUUUUCUAUCGAUAUAAUUGACUUACAAUAAUAGGUCUUACUAUUAUCUAGACCCUGUUAUUAUGAUGAGAGCUUUAUAGUUUUUUAACGAGAUGAUCACUGAUGAUUUGUGAUGCAUGCAAUUUGUUUAAGCGUGUAACAGUACCACCACUGAUCAACAAUUUGUUUAUAAUUUGUAACAAUAGAUGAUGAUAUAUCUAAAUUGACAUGAUAAUAUUUAGUUAGUA